Molecule: messenger RNA, 3063 nt
Organism: Prionailurus viverrinus (fishing cat)
Lineage: Eukaryota; Metazoa; Chordata; Mammalia; Carnivora; Felidae
Gene: MCAM
Product: melanoma cell adhesion molecule
Exons: 15
Coding region: 59-2056 (665 amino acids)
Biological process (GO): angiogenesis
Cellular component (GO): plasma membrane
Source: RefSeq, a predicted model, not a curated record
GUCAGCCCCCGGCCGCCGCCGGCUGGCUCACUAGGCGCUCGCCCUCCGGCCGGGAAGCAUGGGGCCGUCCGGGCUUGUCUGCGCCCUCCUGCUCGCCGCCUGCUGCUGCUGUCGCCGCGCCGCGGGUGUGCCUGGAGAGGCGGAGCCCCCCACCCCGGAGCCCCUGGAGGUGGAAGUUGGCGGGACAGCCCUUCUGAAGUGCGGCCCCUCCCACUCCCCGGGCAACUUCAGCCACGUGGACUGGUUUUCUGUCCACAAGGAGAAGCCUACUCUCAUCUUCCGCGUGCGCAAGGGCCAGGGCCAGAGCGAACCCGGCGAGUACCAGCACCGGCUCAGCCUCCUGGACAGAGGGACUACUCUGGCCCUGGCACACGUCACCCCCCACGACGAGCGCAUCUUCCUGUGCCAGGGCAAGCGCCCUCAGUCCCAGGAGCACCGAAUCCAGCUCCACGUCUACAAAGCCCCGGAGGAGCCGACCAUCCAGGUCAAUCCCUUGGGCAUUUCAGUCAACAGCGAGGAGCCCGAGGAGGUUGCUACCUGUGUGGGGAGAAAUGGGUACCCCGUUCCUCAAGUCAUCUGGUACAAGAAUGGGCGGCCCCUGAAGGAGGAGAAGAAACGGGUCCACAUUCAGUCGUCCCAGAUCGUCGAGUCGAGCGGUCUGUACACCCUGCAGAGCGUUCUAAAGGCCCAGCUGGUUAAGGAAGACAAAGACGCCCAGUUCUACUGCGAGCUCAACUACCGGCUGCCCAGCGGGAACCACAUGAAGGAGUCCAGGGAAGUCGUCGUCCCGGUUUUCUACCCGGCGGAGAAAGUGUGGCUGGAAGUGGAGCCCGUGGGCGUGCUGAAGGAAGGGGACCGCGUGGAAAUCCGGUGUCUGGCUGACGGCAACCCCCCACCCCACUUCACCAUCAGCAAGCAGAACCCCAGCACCCAGGAGAUGGAGGAGAAGGCGACCGAGGACAACGGGGUCCUGGUGUUGGAGUCCGCCCGGAAGGAGCACAGUGGGCUCUAUCAGUGUCAGGGCCUGGACCUGGAAACCAUGGCAUCGCUGCCCAGCGAGCAACAGGAGCUGCUGGUGAACUAUGUGUCUGAUGUCCGGGUGAGCCCUGCGGCCCCGGAGAGUCGGGAGGGCGGCAGCCUCGUCCUGACCUGUGAGGCAGAGAGUAACCGAGCCCUGGAGUUCCGGUGGCUGAGAGAAAAGACAGGCCAGGUGCUGGAGAAGGGGCCCGUGCUCCGCUUACACAACCUGCAGCGAGACGCGGGGGGAGGCUACCGCUGCGUGGCCUCCGUGCCCAGCGUCCCGGGCCUGAACCGCACUCAGCUGGUCCGCGUGGCCAUUUUUGGGUCCCCGUGGAUGACAUCAAAGGAAAGGAAGAUGUGGGUGAAAGAGAACACAGUGUUGAAUCUGUCCUGUGAAGCGUCGGGACAUCCCCGGCCCUCCAUCUCCUGGAGCGUGGACGGCACGGCCCAUGAACAAGACCAAGAUCCGCAGAGCGUCCUGAGUGUCCUGAACGUCCUCGUGACCCCAGAGCUGUUGGAGACGGGUGCAGAGUGCGUGGCCUCCAACUUCCUGGGCAGAAACACCACCACCAUUUUCCUGGAGCUGGGUACGGGCCUCGUCCGUCCUCGGUGUGGCGGGUGCGGGCUUGUGCUUUUCUUAACCCACCUUUCGAUCCGUUUAACCACAGACUCAAACAGAACCACUGGCCUCAGCACCUCCACUGUCAGUCCUUACAGCAGAGCCAACAGCACCUCCACAGAGAAGAAGCUGCCGGAGCCUGAAAGCAAGGGCGUGGCCAUUGUGGCCGUGACCGUGUGCGUCCUCGUCCUGGCCGUGCUGGGUGCCGUUCUCUAUUUCUUCUACAAGAAGGGCAAGCUACCAUGCGGGCGGUCGGGCAAACAGGAGAUCACGCUGCCCCCGUCUCGUAAGAGCGAAUUUGUAGUUGAAGUUAAGUCAGAUAAGCUCCCAGAAGAGAUGGGCCUCCUACAGGGCAGCACCGGUGACAAGAGGGCUCCAGGAGACCAGGGAGAGAAAUACAUCGAUCUGAGGCACUAGCCUGCUCAUCACACUGAGUGCCCUUCCCGCCUGGAACACUUCCUGCUCCCUGCUCACCCUCUCCCAACACUCAGGAUGAUCGCCAAAGCCUCUAAAGCGGGGUAGGAGAAGGUCCCUACUCCAGCUGGCCUGCAGACCCCAUUUCUGAGGGAAGGGCCGUCGGGAGAAGGUCCUCUUCAAGGACCGACCCACCGAGGUCUCGGUUGGGUGAGGCUCAUCCCAGGGAGGGGCCUCCGUAUCCCGGGAGUGGGAAGGAGUUUCUUGCAGACCGCGUUUUCUCUGUAGACAUAUUGUGGAUGUAUAUACCUGUUUUCUACCAGCAGCCAAGUUAGGUAGUCUGUUUAUCUGGAGCUGGUUUCUGCCCCAAAGGCUGGCGUCCUCAUUCGGUCGUGUCACUGAGGUGAGGACACACUGAGCCCAGGCCCCUCUCUGCUGAAGUAUGUUGCUCACACCGGUUCUGGAGAGUAUGUACCCCAGCAUUCAUUACAAAGCAGCUGCCUGCCUGCCGCGGGAGGCCCUUUUGUGACCCACGUCUCUCUGGGAAGAAGCCAGGACUGGUGUUGUUCCUUAGAUCUUGUUGUCCCUGCAGGGAGGAAGCUGGGCAGUUUUCCAGGGUUAGGCCAUUGUGCCCAAACCCCCCGCGUUAAUUUGGCUCCCAUUGCCCUGUCAGGGGGUCACGUAAGACUGAAAGGUGGGGUUAGGGGACAGCCAUGAGGUCCAGACUAUCCUUUAUGACGAUUAAGACUAUAACUCUAUAAGCACCAAACUUCUAUAAAGUGAGCUAAUGGCCUUAGACCCUGGGAGAAGGGCCUUCCCUAGUGGGAGAAUGGUACUUAGGGAUGAGAGCUGGCCUGGCUGGAGCUUUGGGGUGUGAAUGUGUAUCUGUGUGCGCGCACCUGUAUGUAUAUGUGGUUUCGUUAGGUUGUGUGUAAAUUUGCAAAUUUCCUCUAUGUGUGUAUAUAUAUAUAUGUAUAUGUAAGAAAAAUAAAGCUUAACUGUCCCAGAAA